AUGGCCAGACGCCCAUCGACCCGACAAUCGAUUCGAAAGGCGGCACAAUCAAAGGCUGCAGCGACCGAGACGAAGACGACGACAUCCGCCGCCGAUGCCAAGGUCGAUGUGAAGGUCGAUGUGAUCAAGACGAAGGCCUCGAAGCGCAAGACCGCUGCCGCCGAGCCGGAUCUCGACGGCGAGGAUAUCGAAAACACCAGCCCGGCCGAGGACGCAAACAGCCGCGAAAGCCAAGAAACAAAAAAGAAGCCGGCGGCCAAAAAGCGCAAAACGGCCAACACCACCACCGCCAACACCGCCAAGGAGGAGGCCGAGGGCAUCACCAUGCCGCUGGCACCCCGAACGGCCGUCGCGUCGCUGAAGCGGGCCAUGUACAUCGGCGCCCACGUGUCCGGGGCCGGGGGCGUCCACAACUCGAUCCAGAACGCCGUCCACAUCGGCGCCAAUGCGUUCGCGCUCUUCCUCAAGUCCCAGCGCAAGUGGGUGAACCCGCCCCUGGCCGACGAGGCCAAGACCCAGUUCCGCGCCCUGCUCGGCGAACACGGCUACGACGCCGGCAAGCACAUCCUCCCGCACGGGCCCUACCUCGUCAACCUCGCGCAGCCCGACGAGGCCAAGGCGGCCCAGGCGUACGGCAGCUUCCUCGACGACCUGCAGCGGUGCGAGGCCCUGGGCAUCGCCCUCUACAACUUCCACCCGGGCUCGACGGGGGGGGAGCCGAUGGCGUCGGCGUGCGCCCGCAUCGCCGCGCAGCUGAACCGGGCGCACGCGGCCACCUCGUCCGUCGUCACGCUGCUCGAGAACAUGUGCGGCAGCGGCAACGUGGUCGGCUCGCGCUUCGAGGACCUGCGCGACAUCAUCGCCCUCGUCGACGACAAGUCGCGCGUCGGCGUCUGCAUCGACACCUGCCACGCCUUCGCCGCCGGCUACGACCUGCGCACCCCGGACGCCUUCGCCCGCACCAUGGCCGAGUUCGACUCGGUCGUCGGCCUCCGCUACCUGCGCGCCCUCCACCUCAACGACAGCAAGGCCCCCUUCGGCUCCCACCGCGACCUGCACGCCAACAUCGGCACCGGCUUCCUCGGCCUGCGCGCCUUCCACAACAUCAUGAACCACGAGCUGCUGCAGGGCCUGCCCAUGGUGCUCGAGACGCCCAUCGAAGAGAAGGGGCCCGACGGCAAGACGGUGGAGAACAAGCAGAUCUGGGCCGACGAGAUCAAGCUCCUCGAGAGCCUGAUCGGCAUGGACGUCGAGAGCGCCGAGUUCAGGGACAAGGAGGCCGAGCUCCAGGCGAGGGGAGCCUCCGAGAGGCAGAAGAUUCAAGACCAGGUCGACAAGAAGGCCGAGAAGGACGCCAGGAAGGGUGCCAAAAGGGGCCCAAAGGCGAAAGGCAAGGGCAAGGGUAACAAGAAGGACGAGGACUCGUACACCGAGAGCGACUAGACACCCGGGGGGGGUCCCUUCUUUUUUAUCCUUCCUGUUGUUUUUUUUUUUCCAAAAUAUUCCUGGUGAUGGGAUAUCUUUUGUAAUGUAAUGAACGAAAGGGCUUGCCCGAAUCCAAAUUGCGCAUAGGGAAGAGGAAAAAAAAAGCCGGGUACUUGCAUAGCUGGUAUGUACCAGUAUUAUAAUUCCAAGGAGGAUACAAGGAAGAAAAUCAAUCCAACCGUUAAUGAUACCCCGAACUAUAUAUCCCGCCUUAAACGCCUCAUGUUCGUAACGUCCUCACAAAGGAUAUCAUAAAAAGGAAUAGCAAAAGUGGUAAAAGUGGAGUCGACAAGAGGAG
This is a messenger RNA of Thermothelomyces thermophilus ATCC 42464, 1783 nucleotides long. RefSeq lists its product as uncharacterized. Gene Ontology annotation, cellular component: mitochondrion; nucleus. Gene Ontology annotation, molecular function: DNA binding; zinc ion binding; DNA-(apurinic or apyrimidinic site) endonuclease activity. Lineage: Eukaryota; Fungi; Ascomycota; Sordariomycetes; Sordariales; Chaetomiaceae. Gene Ontology annotation, biological process: base-excision repair. The record is from RefSeq and is a predicted model, not a curated record. The transcript has 2 exons. Bases 1 to 1443 code for a protein of 480 amino acids.